CAGGUCAGCUGGCGCAUAAUGCACAUGGCACCCGCAUUUCUGUUCUUCCGAUCACUUCAAUCUCCUUCUCCAGCGUCACUCUGAAGGGUACAGGGUCGGUACACGCAGAGUGAUCAAACCUGUGACCUGCACACGCACCUGCCUAUCAGAUUCCUGUUUGUAUUUCAGCCUUCAGGACCUUCAGGAUUGAUGCAGACCUAUAUUUUGGCACAAUUAUGAGCAAAAGUAAAAAGAAGAAUGUGUAUAAUGAGGAUGUGGAAAAAAAAAUUCGCCACAUGCAGUACAUCGUUCACCAGAAAUGUCCCCAGGAAAUUUCACCCACUGAGCUAGCAGAUAAAGAGAAAGAGACAUUCUUAUUCCUUAAACUGGUCAAUCAUGUGGAAUUUUUACCUUACCUUCCGUGGAUCGAGUGCUGCAAGGACAAUAAACAAUCAUCAGACGAUGUUCUAUCGACUCGAGACUCAUUACUCGACAGUGUCUUAUUCACCAAAAACAAACUGCUCAGGACGCUCUACGUUACCCAGACAUUGGCCAUGCCAGAGUAUGCGGACAAAGAAUUAUACAACUCACAACUUUUGUUCUGCAACAAAGCAAAGACUGAGGAGGAUCGAAUCUACGACCUUACGAUGGCAACUCGGACAGCCUUCAGCAUUGAAUGCUCUGGUCUCUCCUUCUGGAGCAAGGUGGACGAGGCCGCCAGGAAUAAUGACGAGUCUGCACUGAUGGCCUUAACAGCUUUUAUCACCAAUUACUCUUCGAAGAAACUUCUUGCCCAUAGAAUGCAAAACCCUGGAAAGACGGAAACGGGCACCGCUGAGGAUUUCCUGUUCAAUGAAGGUGUCCUGUGGCAACUGCAUUUCAAUCCUGUCCUGCUCAACCAGUGGCUUGUAGCAGCUCAAAACACUUUGCUGUUUCACAGAACAAAAUACAUUUGUUAUAUUAACAAGAGCUCGUCCUUCCCACCACAGAUUGCCCCUUCCGUCCAACUUAUUUUUGUGUUCUUUAGAGAUCUUCAGAGAAGACUUAACUACGGAUUUGCGCUGAUUGGCCAUCAGGUGAAAAUGUUUCCAGAGAAAGACGAGCGAGUGACUAAACUGAUCAUGGAGGACGUUGUUGCACCCUGUUUGGCCUCUCUGAAGGCCUUCCUCUUGGAUGAUAAUAACAAAGCAUUAUUUGAGUACCUCAUCACAGCUCUUCCAGGUAUCAUUGUGGAACUUCGGGCCAGGUCCGAUCCAUCUGUUGAAAACAAGGAAGUUUUCUUCCAUAAUGAGAACAUCCAUGUGGACCCUGAUGAUGAACUAGAGGAAUCCAUGUACACCUUUCUGUACUGGGUCAACAGUGAAAAAGUGAUCAAGCCUUGCUUUGGUGACAUCCGGAUCAAAAUCGAGGACCUGAAGGCGAAAAUCAAUGAGAGCAAGAUUUUCCCACUUUUGGACAAAGCGCUUAUUUACAUGAACUCACUGGACAAAGCUUUAAGCAAGGUUUAUCUCUCCGAUGAAGUAAAAGUUGAAGAUGACACCAAGAGCAAAUUUUUAAAAUAUUUAAUUUUAUGUUACGUGAAAAAUCACAACGGAACCGAACUUCUCAGUAUCACUCACAGCAGUUGCUUUCUAACUUUGCUUCUUCAACUGCAAAAGUCCAUCAUGUUCGAUUUCCUAUCUAGAACACUCUCUUAUGUUGCAAACCAAAAAACAUACCAAGAAGACACUGCUGAAAAAUUCAACUAUAAGGGUGAAGAUUUGGAACUAAACAUUAGGAACUUCAGCAUAUUUGAAGAGAGUGGCGGCUUUCAGCGGAUAGCUGAUUAUUAUUUGAAGCAAUGGGAUGGAUCCAGCUAUAUUCCUGAAACGUUUAUGCAGAUGCUGGACCAAGCCAAGCCACAGAAUUCAAUUGAGGAACGAGUGUACCAACUGGCAAAGGAAAUGGUCUGUCUGGAAACUGAAAGUAAUACAAGAUACCCUAACUGGACCUUCAUCUACUACAUCCUGCCAGCUUUGGUCAAUUGCUUCCGCAAAGAUAGUAGCACCGAAUUCAAGCACAAGUUGUCCGUUUUCUUCCUUGAGGAGCUAGUCGAACUUUUUUCCAAAGAUCACAAUGCUUGGAAGUCUCGAUCAGAUCCUGCGGAUUCAACAAACAACCUGCUUUCAGGAAAUCCGAGCUAUGCAACAUCCAUUCUGGCAUUUAGGAAAAUGUUCCUGGACCGUAUUUGCAGUGUGGUGCCAAAGAAGUUCAGAACAAUCUCAACUCCGAUAAUUAAGUUGAAUGAGCUGCUCUCCCAGAACGCAGCCAACAAUGUUCCAUCCGCAGACCCUGCCAUGACAAAUUAUCUGCACAGGUUUGCCCUGGAUUGGACCCUGAAAGGUGCUCAAUGGACGAACAUGAUAAUUUUCGCCCUGACUGAAGGCAUUGCCAGAUUUGGGUCUUUGUGUGCAUCUGCCGAGGCUUCACCAGCGUCUUCACAGCUCAAAAGUCUGCUGCUGGCAGUUUACUCGAUGAUUGAACUGGUGAGCGUUUUCGAGACUGAGUCCUCUUCGGCCAAAGGUUGCACCUUCAGACUGCAAACACUUGAGGAGGUGUACUUGGAACUGGUGGGAGGAAGCAAAGGAAAGGGCAAAACUGCAGUCACAGCCUGGCAAAGACUCGGCGUCCUUCUGCACCAACUGUACGAAAUGUGCAAGACCGUUCGAGUCCCGGAGAACUUCACCCCACCAAACUACUACCCUGAGGACACCAAACUCAUUCUCAAGUACUUUUCCCAAAAGGACCUGCGCAAGCUCAAGCUGGAAAUUGCUUCGAUGUGCAUCAAUCCUUACCGCGAAAAUCGGACUUGGGUUACCUUGGAAGACAUCAGGAAACCUGCCGAAAAGCUGUUGUUUGCGCCGUACCUGUCGAGACUUGAUAAAGAAGAGGACAAAAUCAGAAGCUGGGACGAAGACUUGCUAUUGCCCCUGAAGCACUGCCGUUUCUGUGGAAGCGUCGAAGAGAAUCUGGUCAUGUGCAGCUUUUGCGACGAUGACGAAGAAUAUCCUGAUGUCAACUGGUUCUGCAGAGAGGAGUGUGAGGAUCUUGCCAUGAAGAAAUGCCAGCACAACGAGGAGCAUGACAAAUUCAUAAUUGAGAAAAUCUGUAUUUGAAAUCAGAUGAAAUUCAAUUCUUUCCUACUUACAUUUUAAAAAUAUGAUAUCUCCAUU
Messenger RNA from Neocloeon triangulifer, 3191 nucleotides. RefSeq lists its product as uncharacterized. Lineage: Eukaryota; Metazoa; Arthropoda; Insecta; Ephemeroptera; Baetidae. The record is from RefSeq and is a predicted model, not a curated record. Bases 216 to 3134 code for a protein of 972 amino acids. The transcript is spliced from 4 exons.